Messenger RNA from Penicillium oxalicum, 261 nucleotides. RefSeq lists its product as uncharacterized. The transcript has a single exon. Lineage: Eukaryota; Fungi; Ascomycota; Eurotiomycetes; Eurotiales; Aspergillaceae. The record is from RefSeq and is a predicted model, not a curated record. Bases 1 to 261 code for a protein of 86 amino acids.
AUGGCCGACAACAGCUCCCCAGACUACAAAAGUCUCUUUCUGCAGGAAGAAGAGAGAAGGAAGUACGCUGAAGAUGAAGGAAGACGCGAGAAAGAGAGACGGGAGCUGGCCGAAUCACGCCGGAACCAGAUUGAAGAGCGCACCCGUCGGACUAGGCCUUGCAAUUACUCGCGAGUCCUUGGCCCGCGCUACUCGCGAGUUCGAGUCAGAAGGGCUAGCUCGCGAGUUUCUGACUCGACUCGCGAGCUUUUUAUAAUAUAA